AGUCCACCAUCUGCAAAGGAGAUCGAGAAAAAUGGUCCGCAUGCACGGUAACGGCCGCGGCAAGGCGUCUUCUGCCCUGCCCUUCCGCCGCACUCCGCCGUCGUGGCUCAAGGUUGCGAGCCGCAACGUUGUGAAGAUGGUGUGCAAGAGCUCCCGCAAGGGUAUGAUGCCGAGCCAGAUCGGCAUGGAGCUUCGUGAUUCGAUGGGUAUUGCCCAGGUGAAGAACGUGACGGGUCGCAAGAUCCUGCGCAUCCUCAAGCACAACGGCCUCGCCCCGGAGAUCCCGGAGGACCUGUACUUCCUGGUCAAGCGCGCCACCGAGAUGCGCAAGCACCUGGAGCGCCAUACCACCGACCGCGACACCAAGUACCGCCUGAUCCUCGUGGAGUCCCGCAUCCACCGCCUCGCCCGCUACUACAAGCGCGUCAAGCAGCUGCCCCCCACCUGGAAGUACGAGUCCGGCGCCGCCGCCACCGCGUAAGGCACAAAGGAGUCGAUUUCUCUUGUCAGUGUGGCUCACCCACGAUGACUUUGUUUUACUCAACUAAUUUCUCUUUUUCAAACUUUACU
Messenger RNA from Leptomonas pyrrhocoris, 570 nucleotides. Its product is annotated as putative 40S ribosomal protein S13. Bases 32 to 481 code for a protein of 149 amino acids. The record is from RefSeq and is a predicted model, not a curated record. Gene Ontology annotation, biological process: translation. Lineage: Eukaryota; Euglenozoa; Kinetoplastea; Trypanosomatida; Trypanosomatidae. Gene Ontology annotation, cellular component: nucleolus; ribosome; cytosolic small ribosomal subunit. The transcript has a single exon. Gene Ontology annotation, molecular function: small ribosomal subunit rRNA binding; structural constituent of ribosome.